This is a messenger RNA of Astyanax mexicanus (Mexican tetra), 2058 nucleotides long. Its product is annotated as perforin-1-like. The transcript has a single exon. Bases 1061 to 1663 code for a protein of 200 amino acids. NCBI's taxonomy places the organism in Eukaryota, Metazoa, Chordata, Actinopteri, Characiformes, Acestrorhamphidae. The record is from RefSeq and is a predicted model, not a curated record.
AAAGGCAUCCUUAAGCACAGUCACCACAAAGACCAUCAAAAAUGUUAUGAUGAAACUGGUUCUCAUCAGGACCGCCCCAGGAGAGGAAGAGCAAGAGUUCCCUCUGUUGUACAGGAUACGUUCAGCCUCAGAAACCACACUUUAAAGUUACACAUGAUUCCUUAUGUGUUCCUUCAUAGUCUAUGAUUUUUGGCUGGUACUGUAUAUAAAAGCCUAAUAAAACCUAAUGUUAAUGCAUUAGUUUGGAUAGUAUAUAAAAAAUAAUAAUUGUACAGGUAAAUAGAUCCAUGAUGCCGGGGUUUUACAAGAAUUUACUUUUAAUUUUAUUUCAAAUCAUAAUUAUAUAAGGGCCAAGCUGUCCGUGAUGAGGUUAAACUCAAAACAACCUUCAGCCUAAAAAUGAUUGAGAUCAUACCUGAGGUGGGGAAAUGUCUUUUCUUAAAGCACUGCGAAACCACAAGGCAGUGAGAAGAACAACAGUUAGAAAUGGUUUAAAAAUAAAUACAUUUGUACACUAAUAACAGUCUUAGAAAUGACAUAUAUUACUUUACAGCAUGUGUAAUAAUGUCCUGCUAAGUGCAGUUCAGCCACUGACCUAAGAGUCUUAGAGUCUCUGUGAAACACAAAAUCCACCGGAGAUCCUAUUUAAACCUAUAGUUACACACAGAGGUGGUUAGUUCAGGUCCAGAAAGUAAAAAUCCACCCCGGGACUAAUUAGUAACUUGUGUUAACAGAACUGUUCGCUGGUGUUGUUCCUCCACAGACAAAUCUGAACUAUUUGUUCCUUAGCUCUGAAUUACUGGGUAAAGCAUAUAACUAAACACUGUUGUGUUAUUUGCACAAAUAACACAGGAAUUAACUGCUAUGCUGUCCCUAGCGCUGUUAGCUCUUAUCUGACGAGACGGUGUCGCUGCCUGGCUUCAGCUCUUCCUAUGUGCGGCCCGAGCCAAAGUGGGCGGGGUCAUGAAUACUAAUUCACGAGUUUGAUAGACAUAGAUACAGAGCUUUUACUGAUCAACUUGUUUUUCUGAACAUUUUCUUUUAUUAGCUACUGCAGAAAAUGGAGGUUUCUAAUCAACUUUCAGAUAAAAUUAUGAAAAAUAAAAUUGAUCCAAAAGGCUCCUGUCUCAGAGAAUCACCCACAAAAUCACCAUCUUUGCUAAAGAAUUUAAAGAUUAUACAGUUUAUAGAAGAAACAGGUUCAUACAUUAGCUACUGUAAUUAUAUUUUUCCAUUUCUAUCCUCAUUCUUCACAGACGGAACCAUGGUGUUCUCUCCUCACCUGAUGUUCCUCACCCUCCUGGUCCUGGCCUCUCACAUGACGCUGGGUGAUGCUGUCGUCACCGUGACGAGAAUCUCAGCCUCCGGAUUGGCUGUUGAUGAGUCGGGCACUAAGCCCGACCCGUACAUCAAGGCGUGGUGCAACGGUGUAUACGGCGGCAAGACCUCCAGCGGUUCAAACAACAGCAGUCCCUCCUGGAUUGUAAAGUUCGAUUUCUCCGACUGCAAAGCAGGACACACUCUAAAGCUGGAGGUGUGGGAUAAGAACCUCUUUUUUGAUAAACUGUUGGGCUCCUGUAGCCAUAAAGUGUUAAGUGGAAGUAACACCAGCAGGUGCACCCUAAUAAAAGGCUCUUUGUCCUCCACCUACAACACCAGCUAAGCAUGCCCAUCAUGCACAUGUCAGUUUUAAAUGCUACAGUUUUCUUCUUUUUGUUUGAAAACAAUAAAAAAAAUGUUUGCAAACUUGCUUUAUUAUUUUAAUUUCCUUUUAAACAGAAUUUUAAUGUAGAACAAGUCUUUCUCAAACUGACCCAUAAACACUUUUUUUCCUACGCUUCAAUUAAAUGUAUCCUUCAAUUCAUUCAGCAAUGUUACUGUUGGGAUCUAUCUUUAUUACCUUUAACACAUUUAAUCCUCAAACUGACCCAUGAGCUCUUUCCCCAGGGUGAGCUUGACCUUUCUAUUAAUAAAAUUCAUUAGAUUUACAUUUAUGGCAAUUACAGAAACAGUAACCCCUUUGGGAUUCCUUGGAUUUCUGCAUAAAUUGGUCAUUAA